This is a messenger RNA of Cladocopium goreaui, 3087 nucleotides long. The record is from the annotation of a GenBank genome assembly. Lineage: Eukaryota; Dinophyceae; Suessiales; Symbiodiniaceae.
GCAGCUAUGUCGGGGGUGAGCGGCAUUUCAGAGGGUGACAUGCUGGCUUACAUCAAGGCUGCAGCUGAACGUAGUCCUUUGGACCUAGCACGUGAACGUGCCCAAGCAGAACAAAGUUCAGGUGAGAAGGUUGAACCUCCUCUUCCUCCACCAGAUCAAUCUCCGAGUGAGAAUGAAGAUGGGGAAGACUAUGGCAAAGCUGAGGAUCAGGCUAUGAAAGUUGAAAGCAAAUUCAUGACGGAGUACAAGAAGCACAUUCGUGUGGAUGUUACGCAUUGCAAACGAAAUUUCAAUUUUCAAUUGUAUGGUUCCAGGGAAAUGAGUCUACUGGCAGCAAUUGAGUUUGAGAAGUAUGCAAAGUCAGUCAUGUAUGACUUCGACUCUUAUGGUCGGAAACCGGAUAAGCGGAAGGUGGUGCUUGAUGCGCAUGGGUUGGGAUCAUACUACAACAAAAAAACCAUUCCAGUUCAGCGGAAAGCACUUACUGAUGCACUUUCUACCGGUGAGUCUACCUUGAUGGAAAAGGAAAUUGUCGAGAAUGUUUGGAAAAAGGUUGUUCCAAAAGAGAUUUUGGAAAAGACAUCCAUUGGAUUUUCAAAACACUCGGUAAUGUUUACCGUUGAGUUCCAUGGCAGCAAGCAGCAGCUGAAGCAACCGCUCAAGACUUUGCAGCUGGCAGUUGAUUGGGCAAAGGGCUUGCAUUGCGCAGACCAGGACGGUGCUCUGUCGCAAUCUAUUCACGACAUCGCGGCAAAGGGCAAAGAUGUUGCUGCGCAGGAUGAUGCAUUGCAGGCACUGGCUGCUAGUCAACAGGGAGACCUUGAGGAGAUUGCUGUAACAAUGGGAAAAUCAUGCCAGGUUGCCGAGUUAUCACAAAGUGAGGACGUGACACAAUCCUUCCUACAAACAAUGAAAUUUGUGGGCCCUGAGAGCUUGCGUUCCUCAGCAUAUGCUUACAAGGGCUUGAUUCACGAAUUGAUGGGACGAGCCAAUGAUCAAAACAUAAGCAAAGUUGGUAUCAUGGCUGGUAAGGAUGAUGCAGUGAUAGAAGUGUGUGUGGGAGAUGAUGUUUCGACAAUCCUUUCCAGCGAUGAAAUGAACAACCAUUGGAAGAAGUUGGGCUACGAAAUCAUGGGUCUUGUGGCUUGGAGUCAUGGGUCUACUAUUUCAUCCAAAUACGAGGAGGAUAUGGCAAAACUUGUGUCGAUCAAAGACAAACCGUAUUUGCUGAUGGUUUGUUAUGCGACAGGUGAUCCUGACACUUGGGAGUUCAAUCUGGGUGGUUCCGGUAUGUUCACUAUGGUUGACAUGAUGAACAAAAGCAAGAAAAGACGCAAAGAUGUGGUGUACAAAGUAUUUCCUAUUGAGAAAGUUGGUGUCACUGUGCAAGACGAAGCAAAAGCAUUGAUCGCAAAGGCUGUGGGAAAUCAUGUGAUGGAAAACAUGAAGCAGGCAUAUUCCUCUUGCAAAGCUAGAUACUUGAAACAUAAGACUCCUCCAGAUGGCUAUUGUUUCUGGCAUUGUAUUCUAGCGGGUUUGGAUGAGACCUACUUCCAAGUGAAACGGCAUGCAAGUGGCUUCGCUAUGAGUAAUCGUAGGGAGCAGGCAGAAGCACAAGCAGCUAAAAAUCUGAUGUACUCUGGUGCUGGCGAUGGCAAUGCUGAAACUAUGUUCGAGAACGGGUAUGUUCAGCUUCAACAAAUCAGUGAAAUUCGCCGACAGCUUAACCUGGCUAUUCGUGUCACUGUUGACGAUGAGGUUGCUUCAGUGUUGCAUGAUGCGUCACAACAUGAUGCCUGUGAACACCAAGUCUCACAAGCCCAAUCCCAACUUGCCGAUGACAAACCAAAUGUUUCCAAUGGUGAUACCGAACAGCUAUGUGUUGCCCAUAGUGAUGUCACAGCUUUGGAAAAUGCUACAAGCGUGGGUGAGUUGCAGUAUGUCAUGAAAGAAAAAUGUAUGGAAGAAAUGUUAUUCAAAAUCUUCCAGCCAAUUCUGGAUGAACAUGUGCAGCAAACUGCGCACAGCUCGCAAGAUUCUGAUGUGGAACCAACACAACCCCAAAAGCAACAAUCAGCAUCUCCAUGCCAAGUUCAAUCGCCACCACCAGCACCCCAAGUUGAUUCAGACGAGGUUGAGAGCAAAGAUGGCAACUCACCACAGUGCCAAGUUCAAUCCCAAAAGCCGCCAUCAGCACCCCAAGCUUAUUCAGAACAGAUAGUGAGCAAAGAUGACAACCCACCACAGUGCCAAGUUCAAACACAGCCGUUGCCAGAGGACACGCAUGACACUGUUGACAAGUGUUUUGCUUUGCGAUUACCCAAUGACAUACUGAACCAGAUGUUCCAGCUGGAAAAUUCUUCGGUUGUCAUGAAGUGGAAGCACAAGCUACAAGCUGGCAACACCAAAGUAUGUUUUGUGAGCUCCGAGGGACGAACUAUAGUUGUUGCCACAGCAUCACUUUCUGGAAUCGACACCAUUUCUUCCAUUGCUGAUUUAAGAAUCCAUGCAGCAUGCAAAGAUGCAAGCAAACAUGAAAAAGAACUAUGGCGUUCCAGCUUGUUGCAAAACAAAAGCUUGUUUGUUUGGAACUUCCAAGACUUGAAGAAUCUCAGUAUUCCUUUGGAAUUGCCUCUGUUCCGAGGGAGAAGCAUAUGGGUAUCUCUGAGCGAACUGAAACCACAUGUAGAGACACCAAUUCCGGGUAUGGAUUUGCGUGAGACAUGUGAGUUCUUCCUCAACCGAUUGCCACCCAACGAUUAUGAGAAACUAGGAGAUCGUCUUCGCGCACUUGAUGGUUGUUCAAUUUCAGUUGGCAGCACCUGUUCUGGUACAGACAUUUGUGUUGGUAUGAUGAAGGCUACAAUUGCAAAACUGAAUGAAGUAUUCAAUGCAUCUCGUCAUCAUUUAGUACAUUUUGUAGCAUCAGGUGUGUAUAUAUAUACAAACGAAAUUACUGGUGUCGUGAUUGUUCGUUUGAAAAUUGUUUCUUUCUGGUCAACAUAUGCAAAAGGUAUCAAAAGGUUGCAGAUAGAAUAUGGCAUAAAACAGCCAGCAUUGCUGGCUUUUUGCAUUGCAUACUAUUGA